Messenger RNA from Centropristis striata (black sea bass), 2056 nucleotides. Its product is annotated as alanyl-tRNA editing protein Aarsd1-like. Gene Ontology annotation, molecular function: aminoacyl-tRNA ligase activity; Ser-tRNA(Ala) deacylase activity; ATP binding. The transcript has 16 exons. NCBI's taxonomy places the organism in Eukaryota, Metazoa, Chordata, Actinopteri, Perciformes, Serranidae. Bases 81 to 1778 code for a protein of 565 amino acids. Gene Ontology annotation, biological process: tRNA aminoacylation; regulation of translational fidelity. The record is from RefSeq and is a predicted model, not a curated record.
GAAAGAAUUACAAUGAACAAGCCCAAAAUUGUCCGACCAGAAGAGAGGUAAGUGCUGUCAGCCUCUCUUUGUGUACUAAAAUGUCCAAUAUGUGCUUUGUUACUAGUCAUUAUAUAUAUUUAUAUACAUCUCUGUGUCUUAACAGCCAGCCAGCAGUCGCAAAGUGGUUUGACAGGAAGAAAUAUGUCACCAUUAACUUUAUGGUGCAUAAACCUAAAGAAGUCCAGGUGGAUAUCCAGGAUAAUAAAAUGAUUUUAUGCUGCAAAAAUGACACAGACGAUGUGUUUUACAAUGAGCUGUACUUCUACGAUAGGAUUCAAAAAAAUGACUCCAGAGAAAAAGUCUAUGACCGCAGCAUCAAUCUCUUGAUAAGGAAGUGGAAGCCUGAUUUUUCAUGGCCUCGACUCCAGAAGGAUGAAGCUAAACCCAGCUGGAUUGCUGUAGACUUUGAUAACUGGAGGGACUGGGAGCAUGAAGAAGAGGACGGAAAGGAAGAGUACGAUAGAUACGUGGAUAUGAUCAAAGAUAUGGCUUCCAGUAACAAAGGACAAAGGCCAGAUAUGGGUGAUCUUAGUGAUUUCGUUACCUCUGUGGUAUCCUGCAGCCCAGCUGAACUCAAACAUGAAGUGAAUGGAAAGAAAGAAACUCUAAAGGGAUUCAAUGUCAAGCUCCAAGACACCAUCUUGUUUCCUGAAGGAGGUGGCCAACCAGAUGACCAUGGGCUGAUUGGAGAUGUCCCAGUCUUAAGAGUGACCAGGCAGGGGGCUGAAGCUGUACACUUUGUGGGCUCACCUCUGGAGGUGGGUCAGGAGGUGCAGCUGAAGGUGGACUGGGAGAGGAGGUUUGAUCACAUGCAGCAACACUCAGGUCAACACUUGGUUACAGCUUUGGCAGAUGCAAUGUUUGGAUACAAGACUACAUCAUGGGAACUGGGGCGACAGAGAAGCACCAUUGAGCUGGACACUCCCUGUGUGAAGCCGGUGCAGCUGCAGGCCCUGGAGGAAGCUGUAAACGAAAAGAUCAGAGUCCACGUCCCUGUCAAUGUUCAGCUCCUCUCUAUAGACGAUCCUGCUGUGGAAAAGGUGAGGAGCCGAGGGCUGCCAGAAGACCAUGCAGGACCCAUUCGGAUCAUCGAUAUCGAGGGCGUCGAUGCCAACAUGUGCUGUGGAACCCAUGUGUCUAACCUCAGCCACUUACAGGCAAUAAAGCUACUGGGAACUGAGAAAGGAAAGAAAAACAAAACCAACCUGAUCUUCCUGGCAGGAAACAGGGUAUUGAAGUACGCUGAGAAAAGCUACAGCACAGAGCGAUCAUUGGUGUCUCUCCUCAAGACUGGACCUGAUGAGCACGUCGAGGCCGUUGACAAGUUGCAGAAAUCUGUUAAACUACUACAGAAAACUAACCUGAGCCUGCUUCGAGACAUGGCCGUCCUCAUCACCCAGAACUUUAAGAACGACCCCCAGAGAGGCAACUUCUUCAGCUUGCACAAGAAAGAGGGUGACAAUGAGUUCAUGAAUAUCAUUGCCAAUGAAAUAGAUACUGAGAAAACACUAGUGUUUCUGACUGUCGGGGAGGAGAAAGGACCUGGUUUGUUUCUACUGGCUGGACCCAGUGAACGAGUGGCUGAACUGGGACCACGGGUGUUAGAGAUGCUCCAGGGGAAGGGGGCAGGAAAAAACGGACGUUUCCAAGGAAAAGCCAGCAGCCUGGCACGCAGAGGAGAGGUGGAGACUUUCCUGCAGCAGUACUGCAAACAUCACACCUCAGAGGAAGAAUAAACCCAGCGAUGCUUACGUACAAAUUAUUUUUUUAUGAACUUGACAUUUAGAAGCCAGUAAGGAUCGCUGAUAGUUGUAAUACUACAUUAUAGACACUAAAUGUGUUAAAAGCACAUAAAGGUGAAUCAUUUCUGUUUCAUGUAUAUAACUGGGAUCAGUACAACAUAUCUGAAUGUUAAUGUCAUGUACAGUUUUUAUUAAUUUAAACCAUCUGUUAAACCUUAUUUUCUGGUCGGAUUUUAUUAAGUAACAUGCUGUUUUAUAUUUACACGUACAGG